UGCAAAAUGGCGGCGCCGCCGAGCCCAGUGCGCGGCGCUGCCGCCGCCGCCCCGGCCGUCUCGGAGAAGGAGCCCUUCGGCAAGCUGCAGUCGUCCUCCCGGGACCCGCCGGCGUCUCUGUCCGCCAAGAAGGUCCGGAUGGAGGAGAAGAAGGCUCCGCGGCGAGUGAACGGGGACGGGGGCGGCAGGCAGGCGCUGGCCCCUCCGCCUCUGAGCGGCGGCGGCCCCGCGCCCUGGAGCCUCCGAAGCUUUGACGUCCGAGCCAAGGGCAAUAGUAAAGAUCUCAGGUCUUAUGCAUUAGUGGCUUAUUGUAACCUGCUGGCGCAGCACUGCUACUGCAUGCCAGAAUCUUCCUUCUGUCAUUUUGCUUUCUCACCAGCAAAGAAUGAGAAUUUCUUGGUUCUCCAUACUUGCCAAACAUUGAUGUUGUCCGUGAUUAUUGCUCUUAUUGUGCAUUGCGAUAAAAUCAAAGACAAAAUUAAAGAGAGAGAAAAAAAGAAGCAUAAAGUAAUGAAUGAGAUCAAAAAAGAGAAUGGAGAAGUAAAGAUUUUGCUGAAGAGUGGGAAGGAGAAACCAAAAUCAAAUGUAGAAGACUUACAAAGUAAAAAGGUAAAGAAGAAAAAGAAAAAGAAACACAAAGAGAGUGAGAAGCGGAAGCGUCCAAAAAUGUAUAGCAAAUCUAUUCAGACCAUUUGCUCAGGACUGCUGUCAGAUGUUGAAGAUGAAGCAGCCAAAGGCGUCCUCAGUGACAACAUAAAAGAUUAUGUUGCAAAGAGCGCGGAUCCCAGGAACUCUGAUUGCAGAAUUCCGGAGAACAGUGACUUUCCCUUUGUCUCGUUGAAGGAGCCCCGGGUUGAGAAGACACUCCGGAGGCUGGACACGCUGGAGUUCAAGCAGCUUAUUCACAUCGAGCACCAGCCCAAUGGCGGCGCCUCUGUGCUGCACGCCUACAGCAGCGAGCUCUCAUGCCUGUCUCCUGUGGAGAUGGAGAGGUUCGCCGAGGAGUUCGUGGGUCUGGUGUUCAGCGAAAAUGAGAACUCGGCAGCCUUUUAUGUGAUGGGGAUCGUUCACGGGGCGGCUGCCUACUUGCCUGACUUUUUAGACUACUUUUCUUUUAACUUUCCCAAUUCCCCAGUGAAAAUGGAGAUCCUGGGAAAGAAGGAUAUAGAAACUACAACUAUGUCCAGUUUUCAUGCUCAGGUAAAGAGGACGUAUUCCCACGGCACUUACAGAGCUGGCCCGAUGCGACAGAUAAGCUUGGUGGGAGCAGUUGAUGAAGAAGUGGGCGAUUACUUCCCUGAGUUCCUUGACAUGUUGGAGGAGUCACCGUUUUUAAAAUGCACACUGCCCUGGGGGACCCUGUCCAGCCUUCAGCUAGAAAGUCGCAGAGACAGUGACGAUGGCCCCAUCAUGUGGGUGCGUCCGGGAGAGCAGAUGAUCCCUGUGGCUGAUGUGCCCAAGUCACCUUUCAAAAGGAAGAGAACUACCAAUGAAAUAAAAAACCUCCAGUACCUACCUCGAACCAGCGAGCCUCGUGAGAUGCUCUUUGAAGACAGGACGCGCGCGCACGCGGAUCACAUCGGGCAGGGCUUCGAGCGGCAGACCACGGCGGCUGUGGGCGUGCUCAAGGCUGUGCACUGUGGAGAGUGGCCUGAUCAACCUCGAAUAACCAAAGAUGUAAUUUGUUUUCAUGCUGAAGACUUCUUAGAAAUAGUUCAGCGAAUGCAGUUGGAUUUGCAUGAGCCUCCACUGUCCCAGUGUGUCCAGUGGGUUGAUGAUGCAAAACUUAAUCAGCUGAGGAGGGAAGGCAUCCGCUAUGCCAGGAUUCAGCUGUAUGAUAAUGACAUUUACUUUAUUCCAAGGAAUGUUGUUCAUCAGUUCAAGACAGUUUCUGCCGUAUGCAGUUUAGCAUGGCAUGUUCGGCUCAAGUUGUAUCACUCGAAGGAGGAUGUUACGCAGAGUACGGCUGCUCAUGAGACAGCGGCAUCAUUAGAUUCCAUGCCAUUAGUUCUUGGACCUCACUCAGACACCAGGAUUUGUGCUGUAAGGAAAACCUCCUUCGAUUCUGCGUUUUCAGACAAACUUCAUUCUAAAUAUGAAUUAUCGCAGAUUAAACAUGAACCUCAUGCAUCUGUAAGGAUCAAGGAAGAACCUGUGAACAUUAAUAUUUCUGAAAAGACAAAAGCACCAAAUAAUAUGGAUGGGAAGACUAUUAAAGCAAAAUUGGAUCAUGUUCAGUUUACAGAAAUGAAGAUUGAUAUGGAUUCUAACUUUGAAAAUAGCAACAAAGAACUAAAGGAAGAAUUAUGUCCUGGAAGUCUCAUAAGUCUGGUUGAUACAAGGCAGCAUAGUUCAGUACACUCAAAUCAAGAAACAAAAGAUGAUGACAUUUUGUGCUAAAUUUGUACAGAGCAUUUAAAAAAAUUUUUUUUUAAAAAAUGAAUAAUGUAAUAAAGAUUCAUGAAUUCUGAAAGCAA
Messenger RNA from Octodon degus (degu), 2477 nucleotides. RefSeq names its product round spermatid basic protein 1 like (gene Rsbn1l). The transcript has 11 exons. Gene Ontology annotation, cellular component: nucleus. NCBI's taxonomy places the organism in Eukaryota, Metazoa, Chordata, Mammalia, Rodentia, Octodontidae. The coding region runs from base 7 to 2400 and encodes 797 amino acids. The record is from RefSeq and is a predicted model, not a curated record.